AUGGUCAAUACUGAGAUCCCAAGGCAUUACACUGCGUCGCCGUCGUCGUACCCGGGAACGCCCCAUUUGACGAUCAAUCGUGAGGCUACUAUAGACCUCGACUCCACCAAUGCCUUCGAAGGGCCAGAAAAGCUCCUAGAAGUAUGGUUCGCGGCCUCUUCAGACGUUCUGCCGGACUCUGCUGGACCUCAUGGCCUCAAGAAGGUCUCUGCUGACACUUGGAAGGAGAUGCUUGACCUUGUCAACUGCAAGGUUCUCUCCGUCAUCGAAUCCGAACAUGUGGACGCUUACCUGCUCUCGGAGUCUAGCAUGUUUGUAUUCCCGCACAAGCUUGUUUUGAAGACAUGCGGCACCACGACCCUACUCUUGGGUCUUCCGCGCAUGCUGGAAAUUGCCGCCCUUGAAGCCGGCUUUCCACAUGCGAAGGCCGACCCCCCGAGAGGCAUUCCGGCUGCUGCGACUCCGUAUCGCGUCUUCUACAGUCGCAAGAACUUCUUGCAUCCGGAGCAGCAGCGCGGGCCCCAUCGCAGCUGGAGAGACGAAGUUCGCUUCAUGGAUAGGAUGUUCCUUGGCGGCAGCGCUUACAUGAUCGGCAAGAUGAACGGCGAGCACUGGUAUCUGUAUAUCACCGGACCGGAUACCCGCUUGACACCACCUACCACACCGGAUCGGGAGAACUCAGAAACCGAGACUAGGUUCAUCGAUAUGCGCAAAGGAGAAUCGCCUGACCAAGGCUCCGACGAAGCCCAAGACGAGACUCUCGAAGUCCUAAUGACCGAUCUCGACGAGAAGAACGCCCGCCAAUUCUAUCUUGAAGAUGCGAGCGCCGUCGCAGAGGGCCGCUUCUUCCAGCGUGCCCGCGAAGCCCGCAAAACCGCCAUCUCGAACCUCGGCGUCAUUCACGAAAACCCAUCCGCCGAGUCCAGCUUAGCCGGCAGCACCCUCCUCAACGGCCAAAACAACACCACUCGCAACGCCGCCGACGACUUCGACGUCUUUGAGCAGACCUCCUCGGACCACAGCGGCUUCUCUUCCGGCGAGGAGAACGAGGAGGACCUCACUUUCCCCGAGGAGCUCACGACCGAAGGCCACACGCUCGGCACCGUCGUCUCCGACUCGUGCGGCCUUAGCGACGUCUACCCGACGGCCAAGUACCCAGAUGCCCGCAUCGACGCGUACUUGUUCACGCCCUGCGGCUUCAGCGCCAACGGCGUCGUCCCCGCCCCUACCCGCGCAGACGGCUCGAAGAGCACGCACUAUUUCACCGUGCACGUGACGCCGGAGCCGCAGUGCAGCUACGCGAGCUUCGAGACGAAUGUUCCCGCGCGGCAGUCUGGGCGCGAGACUGCUGACAUCGUCGAGCAGGUCGUUAAGAUUUUCCGCCCGGGACGCUUCUCGGUUACGCUGUUUGAGGCUAAGCCGAAGGCGGGGGGCGAUGGGGAGGCGGCGAAGAGGAGCAGGAGGAUGGAGGCCAUUGAGGGGUAUAGGAGGGUCGAUCGGAUUGUGCAUGAUUUGGAUGGGUACGAUUUGGUGUUUAGGUAUUAUGAGAGGUUUGAUUGGAAGGGGGGUGCGCCGAGGUUGGGGGAGGUGAUGUAG
Molecule: messenger RNA, 1596 nt
Organism: Coniosporium apollinis CBS 100218
Lineage: Eukaryota; Fungi; Ascomycota; Dothideomycetes
Product: S-adenosylmethionine decarboxylase
Exons: 2
Coding region: 1-1596 (531 amino acids)
Biological process (GO): spermine biosynthetic process; spermidine biosynthetic process
Cellular component (GO): cytosol
Molecular function (GO): adenosylmethionine decarboxylase activity
Source: RefSeq, a predicted model, not a curated record